This is a messenger RNA of Dovyalis caffra, 1785 nucleotides long. The record is from the annotation of a GenBank genome assembly. Lineage: Eukaryota; Viridiplantae; Streptophyta; Magnoliopsida; Malpighiales; Salicaceae.
AUGGGUUUUACAGUUUCCCUGCAGAACUCUAUGGUUGAGGUUCAUUGUUUGCAAGGCUUGCGAUGGUGGUCUAGUCAAGCUGGGCCUGGUGUCGGUAUAGGUAGUUGCUCAACAUUGAAGGGGUGGACCUUUUAUCCAAAUUGUUCAAUGAAUUGCAGUCACGGAAAUCAGUUGUAUUGGCAAGGGAAAGAAUUUCUUGGGUCUGGAAGAACUUUGUUUCCUUUACAGUGCAGAGGAGUGCGAAGGAGUGUCAGCAUUGAUAGAGUCGAUGAAAAUGAUCAAGAUGAGUGGAGCUUCAGAAGUCAUAUAUCAGGUACUGGGAGAGAAUUCAAAGUGGAAAUAACCUCAAAGAAUCAUGGAGCUUCAAUAUUGUCUGCUGACGGACCCCUUGUUGAAAAUGAUGAGGAAGCCAACAAUGAAAUCCUUCAGAAUUUGUGCAAAAGGGGCAGGUUGAUGGACGCAUCAAAACUGAUAGAUAUUAUGUCACGUAGAAACCAAAUUCCUAACUCCACUUGCUCCACAAACUUAAUCAGGGGCCUUAUCAGAAUUGGUCGGAUAGAAAGAGCUUCCAGGGUUCUUAAAAUUAUGGUCAUGUCUGGUUUAGUUCCGGAUAUUAUUACAUACAACAUGAUGGUAGGAGGUUUCUGUAAGAGAAGACAAUUUAGAUCUGCCAUUGAUCUGCUGGAAGACAUGAGCUUGAGUGGUUGCCCUCCAGAUGUGAUCACUUACAAUACAAUAAUCCGCAGCUUGUUUGAUAGUGGAAAACUUGAUCAAGCUGUUAGAUUCUGGAAGGGGCAGUUAAGGAGGGGAUGCCUUCCUUAUCUAAUACCUUACACAAUCCUCAUUGAGCUAGUCUGGAAGCAUUGUGGAACUGCUCUGGCCCUGGAAGUAUUGGAAGAUAUGGCAAUCGAGGGCUGUUAUCCAGAUCUUGUUACCUACAAUUCAUUGGUUAAUUUUGCUUGUAAAAAGGGAAAGUAUGAGGAUGCAGCUUUGAUUAUAUACAACAUUCUGUCUCAUGGGAUGGAACCCAAUGCUAUAACUUAUAACAGCCUCCUCCAUUCUCUUUGUAGCUGUCAAUUAUGGGAUGAAGUAGACGAGAUCCUUGCAAUCAUGAAAGAAACCUCCCAUCCUCCAACAGUGGUUACUUACAACAUUCUGAUCAAUGGGUUGUGCAAAUGUGGGCUUGUGGAGCGUGCAAUUAACUUUUUUGUUCAAAUGGUUUCCGAAAAUUGUUCUCCGGACAUUAUAACUUACAAUACUCUCCUUGCUGCACUAUGCAAAGAAGGAAUGGUGGAUGAGGCCCUUCAAGUAUUUGUCUUCUUGAGUGAUAGCAACUGUUCUCCUGUGUUAAUAACUUACAACACUGUGAUUGAUGGAUUGACUAGGAGGGGCUAUAUGGAUGAAGCAAUGAAAUUAUACAAUCAAAUGAUAGAAAAAGGGAUUGCUCCUGAUGGUAUCACCCACCGGUCUUUGGUUUGGGGGUUUUGCUGGAUAGAUCAAGUUGAGGAUGCCGUGGAGAUAUUGAGGGAGAUGGGAAAGAGAGACCACAGGAUCAAUAGUAGUGCUUAUGGAUUGGUAAUCAAUGGAUUAUGUAGAAAUAAGAAAGUAGAUGUUGCAAUACAAGUCCUAGAAAUGAUGAUCUCAGGUCGAUACAAGCCAGAUGAAGGAAUUUAUUCUACUUUAAUUAAAAGUGUGGCUGAUGCUGGUAUGAUUGAAGAGGCUAAUGAAUUGCAUAAGAAGUUGAUAGAGAGAAAGGUUUUUAGAGAACAAACCAUAAUGGAUUAA